Messenger RNA from Bursaphelenchus okinawaensis, 1869 nucleotides. Lineage: Eukaryota; Metazoa; Nematoda; Chromadorea; Rhabditida; Aphelenchoididae. The record is from the annotation of a GenBank genome assembly.
AUGGGUUUAAUGGCGUUAUCACCGCAGGAACUUGAGCUUAUAAUGAAAUCAGGUAAAAUACGGAUUUUUGAGUAAUCUUUGGCAGUGUUUUAAUUUUUAUAUAUUUUAUUUAGGUAUCUAACAAAAUUUACACUCGUUAAGGGUCUUUAAAAAACGGCAGUGUUUUCUAAUGUUUAAUUAGACUAUUAAAAACGUUUGAAAGAAUUAUGAACAAAUUGAUUUGCUAACCUUUAAAUAAAACUACUUAUUUAGGUUCAGAGACUGAAAGACGUUACGCUAAAGCAAUAUUGCCUAUACGACGGUGUGGCAACCGUUUGUUAUGCACAAUUUUAUUAAUGAACGUCUUGGUAAACUCAGCAAUAUCGAUUUUAAUGGGUGAUUUAACAUCUGGUGUAAUAGCUUUUGUAGCUGCAUCUACUGGAAUAGUAUUAUUCGGCGAAAUCGUCCCACAAAGUGUUUGUAUAAAAAAAGGUUUGUAUGUUGGAGCCAAUACAAUAGGAUUAACACGCAUAGCGAUGCUAGUUACGUUUCCUCUAGCGUAUCCGAUUGGAAAAAUAUUAGAUUGGCUUUUGGGUGAAGACUUGAUUGGAUACGAUCGAAGACAGUUACUAGAACUAAUGAAACUGACACCCAAAUGGGACAAAAAUCAAGAAUUAGCCGAAGAUUUAAAAAUUGCAGUUGGUGCCAUGGAAAUAGCAGACAAGUCAGUACAAGACGUUAUGACGCCAAUAGAAGAUGUCUUUAUGUUAUCUAGUAAUGCAGUUUUAAACAAAAAAAAUGUCACCGAAAUUUUGAAACGUGGCUAUACUAGAAUUCCGAUUUACGAAGAUGGAGAUAGGAAUUGUAUUACAACCUUAUUAUUUGUUCAAGAUUUAGCUUUAUUAGACCCAGAAGACAAUUUUACGGUCCAAACUGUUUGCAAGUAUUAUAAUCAUACACUGAGAUUUGUAACGGUAAGCGUAGGUAAACUAAAAAAGUUAUAUAUAUAAAUUUACAAUUUCUAAACCAAUAUAUAUGAAAAUGAGUAGCUUACAGGCUGAAACAUCUUUACACACAAUGCUUGAAGAAUUCAAAGAAGGUGAAUAUCACUUAGCGGUAAUUAUGGAUGACGAAGAAAACGCAAUAGGAAUUAUAACCUUAGAAGACAUAGUAGAAGAAAUUUUACAGUCAGAAAUUAUAGACGAAAGUGACACUAUAAUUGACAACAGAUAUCGCCAAAAAAGGGCAAGAAAAGUAAGUAAUGAAUUUUUGAAAUUAAAAAGUUAUGUAAGUGAUAAUUAAAACUGAAGCUAUAUAUUACAAAACAACGUUGAAAAAAAUUUACAUUUUUAAAUUUUUAUUAAUCUUCCCUUUAGAUAAGCCGAGUUGAUGCUGGAGUCGACACAGAAUUUAAAACAAUGAGCGAAUCUGCAAUUACCGUGAUAGCUCAUUGGUUAAGAUCAAAUUUUCCUGUAUUUCAAGAGCAGUUCUUAGAAGUACGAGCCUUGGUUCAGUUAAUAAAGAACAACCUACAUCAAGUGGACUUUAGCCGCGAAAACGUGUUAGAACACCGGCAUAAACACCACAAAUUAAAUUUGUAUACCGACGGUGUUGUGUCUCGACGAUUUAUUUUGAUACUUGAAGGUUCGGCCAUGGUUGAAUUUGCCGAACUAAAGAUGAAGUUUCAAGUAGGCCCUUGGGAAGCAUUUGGAAAGUCAAUUAUUGACGCAAUACAAGGAAACGUUUCAUUUACAAAGUUUAAAGGGUCUACAAGAUCAUUAUACAAUAACCAAAACGAAGCCGUUCAAUUUGUUCCCGACUUUACGUUAACUGUAACUACGCAUUGUAAAUAUUUGCAAAUUACUGUUCCUGCAUUUUUAGCAGCGCUGA